UCAAGGCCCGCCCCUGUGGCUUCGCCAUUGGCUGAGGGGAGGCCUUCCGGUGUCCCACUUCCGUUUCUUGCUGCGCGGACUGGGAGUCGCCGGGGUCGGUGAAGGAUCCAAGAUGGCGGGGCGCAAACUUGCUCUAAAAGCCAUAGACUGGGUAGCUUUUGGAGAGAUCAUACCCCGAAACCAGAAGGCCAUUGCCAACUCCCUGAAGUCCUGGAACGAGACCCUCAGCUCCAGGUUGGCCACUCUCCCCGAGAACCCCCCAGCUAUCGACUGGGCCUACUACAAGGCCAAUGUGGCCAAGGCCGGCUUGGUGGAUGACUUUGAGAAGAAGUUCAACGCCCUGAAGGUCCCUGUGCCCGAGGACAAAUACACGGCCCUGGUGGAUGCUGAAGAAAAAGAAGAUGUGAAAAGCUGUGCAGAGUUCGUGUCUCUCUCCAAGGCCAGGAUUGAGGAAUAUGAGAAGCAGCUGGAGAAGAUGAGGAACAUAAUUCCCUUUGACCAGAUGACCAUUGAGGACCUGAACGAAGCCUUCCCAGAAACCAAACUGGACAAGAAGAAGUAUCCCUAUUGGCCUCACCAGCCCAUCGAGAACUUAUAAAACCGCGCGAGGAAGCCCUGGCCCUCAUGUUCCAAACCCUGGACGUUAAAAUAAAAUGUACACAGUUCUGUGCA
Messenger RNA from Lepus europaeus (European hare), 672 nucleotides. RefSeq names its product ATP synthase peripheral stalk subunit d (gene ATP5PD). Gene Ontology annotation, molecular function: proton transmembrane transporter activity. Gene Ontology annotation, biological process: proton motive force-driven ATP synthesis. The record is from RefSeq and is a predicted model, not a curated record. NCBI's taxonomy places the organism in Eukaryota, Metazoa, Chordata, Mammalia, Lagomorpha, Leporidae. The coding region runs from base 113 to 598 and encodes 161 amino acids. The transcript has 6 exons.